Aspergillus viridinutans is the source of this 1227-nucleotide messenger RNA. RefSeq names its product phosphatidylserine decarboxylase. The record is from RefSeq and is a predicted model, not a curated record. Gene Ontology annotation, molecular function: phosphatidylserine decarboxylase activity. NCBI's taxonomy places the organism in Eukaryota, Fungi, Ascomycota, Eurotiomycetes, Eurotiales, Aspergillaceae. The transcript has a single exon. Gene Ontology annotation, biological process: phospholipid biosynthetic process. Bases 1 to 1227 code for a protein of 408 amino acids.
AUGUCGCACCUCACCUACAAGCCCAAAUCAGCGGUUGUUCGGGAUCUAGUCGACUUCAUCUAUCGGUCCAACUCACGAGUUGCUGAAUUUACCACGGCUGUAGAGAGUGCACGCAAGCCGGACAAUGGCGGUCGAAAUGAGAUGGACCAGGAAAGUAUCUACACGCUGGAAGACUACAUCAAGUUCAUGGAUAACUUUGUUCGCUGGGCUCCCAAAGUCUCUAGUACUGGAGAUGAAGUUCUCAAUAAGAUCCUAGUCUUCUACUGGGUGCUGGAUCAGCCUGUGCUGAAGCAAUAUCAGACUGCAAUCACGCCAGAGACGGCUGAUACUGAUCUCAAAUGGCUGUCAUAUUGGCUCGUCACGUUCGCCCGCGAGCAGGGCAAGUGGUUAGAUACUGAAGAAUCGGCGGGCUCUGUUUACUCCUUCUAUCGGAACGCAAAGUAUAACAAAGACGCGGAUCAGUGGGAAGAGCCGGAGGAUGGCUGGAAGUCUUUCAAUCACUGGUUUGGGCGUCAGUGGAAGGACAUUAACGUGUCUCGUCCGGUGGAUCAUCCGAAUGAUGAUAAUGUCAUUGUGCAUGUUGCUGAUUCCAUGUUUGAUGGCCACUGGGACAUCAACAACGGCACAAUCCGCCUGAAAACCAGUGUCAAUAUGAAAGGGGUGGAUUGGCCAGUCGGAACUCUUCUCCGAGACUCAGGAAUCGAGUACAAGAAUGGAAGUUUUAUGCAUGCCUUUCUCGCACCCGCAGACUACCAUCGCCAGCACGCACCAGUGAGCGGAGAGGUAAUCGAGGCGAGGAACAUCCAUGAUCAGGUCUAUCUUCAGGUAGGGAAGAAGGCAGAUGGUGGCAUCGGACGAUCCCGAGGUCUGGUCCGGGACUCGGACGACCUAGAGCACCGUCGGGUGCAGAACCAGGGUCAGUUCUAUGGCAUCGAAGCCCCAGAUGAGGCUGGAUAUCAGUGGUGUCAGGCCCGCGGCGUCAUUGCCAUCCAGACCCAGAACUAUGGUAAAGUCGCGGUCCUCUCGAUUGGAAUGGCGCAGGUCUCGUCAGUCAAGUUGACGGUCAAAGUUGGUGAUCAGGUGAAGAAAGGUGACAAUAUCGCCUAUUUUCAGUUUGGUGGCUCUGAUGUGUGCAUUGUGUUCGAGAAACGUGUCAAGUGGCGCGCUGAUCUCCAGCCUGGCCAAACCAAGCUGAAGGUACGAGAAAGGCUCGCUAGCUUUCACUGA